AUGGCGGUAGCUCUGGAUGAAGUGUGGGGGCGGGUGAAGAAUGUCUGCAAGCAGAAUGGACUGCUCAUCCUGUCCGUGUUAGCUGUGGUCAUUGGUUGCCUGCUGGGCUUCUUCCUCAGAGGCAAGCAGCUCUCCGAGCAGGAAGUGAAGUACUUCCAAUUUCCUGGAGAGCUGCUAAUGAGGAUGUUGAAGAUGCUGAUUUUGCCUCUGGUUGUAUCCAGCUUGAUGUCAGGCCUGGCUGCCCUGGACGCCAAGUGCUCCAGCCGACUGGGCAUCAUGACCAUCUCCUACUACCUCUGGACCACCUUUGUUGCCGUGGUAGUUGGUAUCGUCAUGGUAUCCAUAAUCCACCCGGGUGGCGCUGCCCAGAAGGAGGACUCUGAGGACAGCGGGAAGCCAAUCAUGAGCUCCGCUGACGCCCUGCUGGAUCUCAUCCGCAACAUGUUCCCGGCCAACCUGGUUCAAGCUACUUUUCAACAGUAUCGUACCCAGAGCAUCCCAGUGCCCCGGCCCAAGCCAACAGUUGCCCAGCUCCUGGAUGAGACAACCACACGAAGGGUCUUCAUCUAUGGCAUUCAGGACGACAAUGGCACCGACAUCCAGAACUUUUCCCUGGAUCUGACGCCGCCGCCUGAUGUCAUCAUGCGAACAUCGCCUGGCACCAGUGAGGGCAUGAACGUCCUGGGAAUAGUCAUUUUCUCCGCUACCAUGGGCAUAAUGUUGGGUAGAAUGGGACCCAACGGCAGCGCUUUGGUCAACUUCUGCCAGAGUUUGAAUGAGGCUGUUCUGAAGAUUGUUGCCAUUGUCAUCUGGUACUUCCCCUUUGGGAUCGUGUUCCUGGUGGCCGGUAAGAUCUUGGAGAUGGACGAUCCGUCAGCUAUGGGGAAGAAGCUGGGCUUUUACGCCAUCACCGUAGUAAUGGGGCUGGUGCUGCAUGGCCUCUUCAUCCUUCCAGCCAUGUACUUCUUCAUCACCAAGAAAAGCCCCAUCGUUUACAUCAGGGGCAUUCUGCAGGCCCUGCUCAUCUCCCUGGCCACUUCCUCCAGCUCCGCCACUCUGCCUAUCACCUUCAAGUGCCUGCUUGAGAACAACCACAUCGACAGACGCAUCAUCCGCUUCGUGCUCCCCGUGGGUGCCACCAUCAACAUGGAUGGCACUGCGCUCUAUGAGGCUGUGGCAGCCAUCUUCAUCGCUCAAGUGAACAAUUACGAGCUUGAUUUUGGCCAGAUCAUCACCAUAAGUAUUACGGCCACUGCAGCUAGUAUCGGUGCAGCUGGAAUCCCACAGGCUGGACUUGUAACCAUGGUGAUCGUGCUGACCUCUGUGGGCCUGCCCACCGAUGACAUCACUCUCAUCAUCGCUGUUGAUUGGGCUUUGGAUCGAUUCAGGACUAUGGUGAAUGUGAUGGGAGACGCCUUGGCCACAGGAAUUAUGGCUCAUAUCUGUAGAAAGGACUUCGUCAAGGAGGGGGAGCAGGUGCCUCUAAUCUGUGAGACCAAGCCCAUGAUCAGCAUCCAGCAGAUGAUGACCUACCAGAACCAGAAAAAUGGCUGCUACCAGCCCCCUCCACCAGGCGGCAAGCAGGACCACCUCUCCCCGGAUGUAGCUCGCCUGAUCCAGCUAGAGGAGGGGGUUCGGCCAACAGAAAAGAAGAAGCAUGCUCACAGCUCCCACCACAAGAGAGACCACAGGGACAAGGACCACUGUUCCAUUGAUAUGAAUGGGCUGGAGACUAAUGUAUAAAAAAAAAAAAAAAAAAUUUUAAAAAAUUAAAAAAACAUUUGCCCUGACACCACCUACUGGCGCACCCUGAGCUGCAGGGCAGGUGGGAGAGGGAGACAAAUCGGAGGGUUGAAGUGAUCAAGCGCACACACACUUUCCCUCUGAGAAGCAGUCCAAGGUGGACGGACACAGACGACCCAGGAAGAAAAGACAGUUUUCUACGUAACCUAAGUAAUGACCCACUUUUGAUUGUGUGUGUUUGUACGUGUACAUAUUUAUCAGAGAUGUAUUAUUUGGUGCCAGCAGUGACAGUGGCGUUCUACAAGUCGAGCAGGAUAGAAAUGUAGGAGGCAGUGUACGAAAAGCUGCUUGGCAGACAGAUGGACCCGUGUGUGUGCACAAGAUGUCCGAGUUGUGGUUCUGUCUCUGAGAUCCGAACAUCCUCCCAGAUGUGUGAGGAGUAACGCACACGGAGAACACAAACACAACAGCUAAUAUCAAAUAUAAUGUCGACAAGCCUGUCCUUUAGUGGACUGUAGAAAACAAAACAGCAAGCACCCAUUCAUUUCUCUUUUUAAUUCAUUAUGGUUUCUUAUUGUAUGUUUUUAUCAGAACCUGGGUUGGGUUUUCCUUCCAUUUUUGUAUAUUUAUUUAUAUAUUUAUUUGUCAUUCAGUUUUCCUGUUCUAAAACAAUAGGGUGUUUUAUUUUCCUUGUUUUUCCCAUCAUAAUGAUUGAUUGUGUUGAAAAUUUCAUCACUUACUUCACUGCAGAGCUUUCAUACCUCCACAUUGCCAGAGAUGCUGCUGUUCAAUGCAUAAUCGACAGCUAAAGUUAUUUUUCA
Molecule: messenger RNA, 2564 nt
Organism: Myripristis murdjan (pinecone soldierfish)
Lineage: Eukaryota; Metazoa; Chordata; Actinopteri; Holocentriformes; Holocentridae
Gene: slc1a7a
Product: solute carrier family 1 member 7a
Exons: 11
Coding region: 1-1743 (580 amino acids)
Biological process (GO): L-glutamate transmembrane transport
Cellular component (GO): plasma membrane
Molecular function (GO): glutamate:sodium symporter activity; L-glutamate transmembrane transporter activity; neutral L-amino acid transmembrane transporter activity
Source: RefSeq, a predicted model, not a curated record